Molecule: messenger RNA, 770 nt
Organism: Ceraceosorus bombacis
Lineage: Eukaryota; Fungi; Basidiomycota; Exobasidiomycetes; Ceraceosorales; Ceraceosoraceae
Source: the annotation of a GenBank genome assembly
AUGCAAAUCUUCGUUAAGACGCUCACCGGCAAGACCAUCACUCUCGAGGUGGAGAGCUCGGAUACCAUUGACAAUGGUGAGUGGCGAUGCCUUUGCGGCGUGACGUAUGCGCAUGCAACGAGCUCGACGAGCUCAUUAGAAAACAUCUGUCUUCCGCAGUCAAAGCCAAGAUCCAAGACAAAGAGGGCAUUCCUCCCGACCAACAGCGUCUGAUCUUUGCCGGAAAGCAGCUCGAGGAUGGCAGAACUUUGUCCGACUACAACAUCCAGAAAGAAAGCACCUUGCAUCUCGUCCUUCGUCUUCGCGGAGGUAUGCAAAUCUUUGUGAAGACCUUGACUGGCAAGACCAUCACGCUGGAGGUCGAGAGCUCGGACACUAUCGACAAUGUCAAGGCCAAGAUCCAGGACAAGGAGGGUAUUCCUCCCGAUCAACAAAGAUUGAUCUUUGCGGGCAAGCAGCUGGAGGAUGGAAGGACCCUGUCGGACUACAACAUUCAGAAGGAAUCCACUCUCCACCUCGUGUUGCGUUUGCGUGGCGGUGGCAAGCAAAGAUGCAAAGCGGGUGCAGGCACCGAGGGACAGUGCAAAGACGCUGCCAUGCGUCUGGCUGGAACUUGCCCACAUUGCACCCUUGCGUUCUGUGGCAAGCACAGAUUACCAGAGACGCACGCUUGCUCCGAGCAAGAAAGUGUGAGGAGCAAAGCCUUUGAUCUCAACAAGGCGAAGCUGGAAGCGGAACGAACUCAGACGAAUAGGGGUCUUGCUCACUGA